UAUUUAAACCAGGUUCCAGGUGAAGUUCUCUCAUCAACAGGAUCACACAGCAACCAUGAUGUCUCUUGUCUUCGUUCUGCUCAUCGGAGCUGCUUUUGCCUUGGAGGAGGACAAGAUCGUCGGAGGGUAUGAGUGCACGCCUCAUUCCCAGGCCCAUCAGGUGUCUCUGAACUCUGGCUACCACUUCUGUGGAGGCUCCCUGGUCAACGAGAACUGGGUUGUGUCUGCUGCUCACUGCUAUAAGUCCCGUGUGGAGGUGCGUAUGGGCGAGCACAACCUCAGGGUCAAUGAGGGAACCGAGCAGUUCAUCAGCUCCGCCCGUGUCAUCCGUCACCCCAACUACAGCUCCUACAACAUCAACAACGACAUCAUGCUCAUCAAGCUGAGCAAGCCCGCCACCCUCAACAAGAAUGUGAAGGCUGUGGCUCUGCCCACCAGCUGUGCCCCCGCUGGCACCAUGUGCACCGUCUCUGGAUGGGGAGACACCAUGAGCUCCACCGACAGUAACAGGCUGCAGUGCCUGGAUCUCCCCAUCCUGUCUUUCAGGGACUGUGAUAACUCCUACCCUGGCAUGAUCACCGAUGCCAUGUUCUGCGCUGGAUACCUGGAGGGAGGAAAGGACUCUUGCCAGGGUGACUCCGGUGGCCCCGUCGUUUGCAACGGUGAGUUGCAGGGUGUUGUGUCCUGGGGCUACGGAUGUGCUGAGAGGGGUAAUCCUGGUGUCUACGCCAAGGUCUGCCUCUUCAACGACUGGCUGACGAGCACCAUGAUGGCAUGGUUCCAGGUGAAGUUCUCUCAUCAACAGGAUCAUACAGCAACCAUGAUGUCUCUUGUCUUCGUUCUGCUCAUCGGAGCUGCUUUUGCCUUGGAGGACGACAAGAUCGUCGGAGGGUAUGAGUGCACGCCUCAUUCCCAGGCCCAUCAGGUGUCUCUGAACUCUGGCUACCACUUCUGUGGAGGCUCCCUGGUCAACGAGAACUGGGUUGUGUCUGCUGCUCACUGCUACAAGUCCCGUGUGGAGGUGCGUAUGGGCGAGCACAACCUCAGGGUCAAUGAGGGAACCGAGCAGUUCAUCAGCUCCGCCCGUGUCAUCCGUCACCCCAACUACAGCUCCUACAACAUCAACAACGACAUCAUGCUCAUCAAGCUGAGCAAGCCCGCCACCCUCAACAAGAACGUGAAGGCUGUGGCUCUGCCCACCAGCUGUGCCCCCGCUGGCACCAUGUGCACCGUCUCUGGAUGGGGAGACACCAUGAGCUCCACCGACAGUAACAGGCUGCAGUGCCUGGAUCUCCCCAUCCUGUCUUUCAGGGACUGUGAUAACUCCUACCCUGGCAUGAUCACCGAUGCCAUGUUCUGCGCUGGAUACCUGGAGGGAGGAAAGGACUCUUGCCAGGGUGACUCCGGUGGCCCCGUCGUGUGCAACGGUGAGCUGCAGGGUGUUGUGUCCUGGGGCUACGGAUGUGCUGAGAGGGGUAAUCCUGGUGUCUACGCCAAGGUCUGCCUCUUCAACGACUGGCUGACGAGCACCAUGAGCAGCUAUUAAAUCUGAUCCUGUGAUCGUACUCCGCUGCCUUUCUUCCAUCGUUCUAACUCCAACAUUGAUGUAUAUUUGUGAACAAUGUGCCGUAUUUGAAUCAAUAAAGUCCUGAACAUCGA
Messenger RNA from Platichthys flesus (European flounder), 1659 nucleotides. Its product is annotated as serine protease 30-like. Bases 56 to 1546 code for a protein of 496 amino acids. The transcript is spliced from 13 exons. Gene Ontology annotation, biological process: proteolysis. Lineage: Eukaryota; Metazoa; Chordata; Actinopteri; Pleuronectiformes; Pleuronectidae. Gene Ontology annotation, molecular function: serine-type endopeptidase activity. The record is from RefSeq and is a predicted model, not a curated record.